AUGAACGUCAAGCACGCAUUCGACAACAUCCAUGGAUUGACCGAUGUCAAGAAUGUGCUUCUUGGACGCCAAGAUAACAAUGGAUACACAUGCCCCAACUGCAACGGCGCUCUCUCCCUCACCGAGAAAAUGACUCUCGGAACCAUGCUCUUGACUACCGGAACUACACUCGGCUCCAUGCUUUACUUUACAGAAAAGGUUGCAGCACAGAAUUCUCUAGUCACCUCGACUUUGUUGUUCCCAACGGUUAUGAACCCCGGUUUCAUUACCCAUCUCGACACGGUUUAUUCUCCAAACGCGAAAACUGCAGAUUUUGAUAUGCUUAAGAGUCCACUUAAGGAUAUUGAGAUUGAGGAAUUCUCCUAG
Molecule: messenger RNA, 366 nt
Organism: Alternaria atra
Lineage: Eukaryota; Fungi; Ascomycota; Dothideomycetes; Pleosporales; Pleosporaceae
Exons: 3
Coding region: 1-366 (121 amino acids)
Source: RefSeq, a predicted model, not a curated record